UAUUGCUGCCUACAUACUUCAACCCAAAAGCAAGGUAGGAACACGCCUCCAUAUCGCUUCUUCUUACCUCUUCUUCCUUGCUCAUCUUCACUAUCGUUGUCGCCUCUAAUCUAGCGGAUCGACAUGGCAGAGACAGCUGGGCUUGUUAUUGGUGUCGUCGCCCUCGCUGGCCUGUUCAACAACACAGUUGAGUGCUUCGAGAUCGUCCAACUCGGCCGCGCAUUUGGAAAGAGCUUCCAAACAAGUCAGCUCAAACUUGACAACGCAAGACUCCGUUUGUCGCGGUGGGGCAAGUCUCUGAGUCUGGAUGAUGUCCGAGAUGCGGUAUCGCUUCCGGGGCGUUUGGGGUCGGAAACAACCGUCAAACACGCUGAAGCCUUGCUUGGCCAGAUCAUAGAACUGUUUGCGGAAGCUGAGGGCGUAUCGAACAGAUACAGGAGUCGGACAGAGCCUGAAGACAACAGCCUUGCGGUAUACGAUCCUCAGACAGACCUAUAUCCGGCAGUGGCGAAGCUUCAUAACAAGAUGCGGCAGCUGGCUAUUGAGCGCCAGAACCGGUCUGGCGUACGCCAAAAAGCAAAAUGGGCACUGUACCAGGAGAAGCAGUUUCGACGACUAAUUGAGGACGUCACUGAGCUGGUCGACGGCUUGGUCGAGCUUUUCCCAGCCACGCAGCAGACUCAGCGCGAGCUUUGUGAUAGGGAAGUAUCGGCUAUUGGAGAUGGCGAAGGCAUGUCUGUAUUAAAAGAGAUUGCUGCUGCUCAGGAUAGACUGCUGGAGCAGGCAAUUACGAACGCGACAGUUGGUGCCGAGAGAUCCCACCACAUUGUGUUUUCAGGCAGCGGCAACACAGGCCUUCAGCUCGGCCACAACUCUGGUACAAUGUCGGGGUUCAUGUUCGGAAAAGGUGGCUAAGCAUGUGAAGAUUAAAUAGGUAGUAAAUGAGCAGU
Messenger RNA from Macroventuria anomochaeta, 950 nucleotides. RefSeq lists its product as uncharacterized. The coding region runs from base 124 to 915 and encodes 263 amino acids. The transcript has a single exon. The record is from RefSeq and is a predicted model, not a curated record. Lineage: Eukaryota; Fungi; Ascomycota; Dothideomycetes; Pleosporales; Didymellaceae.